AUGAGCGCAUCAGCAGAGAAAAAAACGCAAAAAGAAUGGCCGUUUGAAAUUCUGGCGGUGCUUAUUAAAAGCAUCUACUUCGAAACGGAAAUUGCCAGGUCGUCGAUAACGCUGAAUGACGCAUGCGAGCGUUUUUUCUACGAAAUUGGCGACCUAAGUGAAAUGUUCCCGUUUUCGCAAUGUGUGUUGAGGUCAUACAAAUUGUUGACCUCCAAAGAAGUUUUGGAUAAACGAAUUGCACUGGACACCUCACAGAAAGCAAUGAUGCUCUUCAAACUGAAUCUUCAGCCAGACCCAAGUGUCUUGGAUCUACUGCUCGAUCAUCCGGAUGUCACUGAUCAGAAAUGUAUUGAAUGGCUGCUAGAAAUAAAAGAGGUGCAGAUGAAGAAAAAAAGUCAGGCUGGCCCGUCGAGCAGCAACAACGUCGGAUUGUCGGCUAAAAGAAAGCGACAAGGAUCAGCCGAAGAAAGACAAGCAAAGGAGAGAAGACAAUCCUCUUCCAAAACGGACUCCAGACAAGCAUCGGAGGAAGCUGGUCCAGGACCCUCGAUGGAUUCAAGUUAUGCUGAAGAAGGAGCCUCUUCAUACGAUGCGAAUCCUGAAUUAGAGAAGCACGAUUAUAGAAAUACAACUCGAAAACUUGGCAAGAGAGAUGAAGACUUCGACAAAGUCGUCCAGGAUGUGUCUUCCAGAAAAAGACAUUCUGGCCAUGUGUCUGUGGAGAGAUGCAUCGAUUUUUUCCUCCAUUUGGAACAAUGCCACAAGAGAAAGGCGUACAACUUUGUUCACGUUUGUGACGAAGUCGAGCUCAAACUCCGAUUCUUCAAAAAAUCGUCUUCGGAGCUGAACACAUUUCAGUCAAAGAGAUCAGUACUGAAACACAAAGAAGUGCGGCUAACGAUCAUGUUAACCGCCAAAUCAACCGGAGCCAAACAUCUUCCUUACAUUCUUAUAAGAGAGGGAGAAGGCCAAAAACGGGCGAUGAGAGUUGAAGUUCCAAGAUGCAAGAAGUUGUUCAGUGGAAAGCUAAACUUGGCCUCGACCUCCCUUCCACACUUCACUCCCAAGGAUAUGAUUUCAUUUUUGAAAUCCGGAAGUGGACCAGAUGAGAGUUACAUCAAUCAAAACUUACUCAUCUGGGAUUCAAACAUCGCCCACAACCACAAUGAAGUCAUUGACUUUUUGAAUCGACGGAAGACUGAUGUUGUUUGCUUUCCAGAGGAAGAGAACAACACUCUUCAGAUCGCAGACCUCUUCUGGAAACCCAAGCUGCUGGUAGGAAUCAGGAACAACUACAAGCAGUGGUGGAUCGAGACAGGACACCUCCAAACAGAGCCACCAUCAAUGGAAGACUAUCUCCCAUGGAUUGUCGAUGCCUGGAACUCGAUCACCAGGAAGGAAAUAGUCGACUCGUUCGCCUCUUGCGGCUUGGACAUUGGAAGUGGAGGAAUCGACCCAUCCAAAAUUCGAUGCUUCAACAAAGGAGGAGCAUUGGAAAAUCAUGUUGGCUUGUUGGAUUCAAGAAGGCAAUUAAGAGCUCAGAAUAAGGAAGACUUCGAAGAUUACGUGACGAUCUCCAACGUUGACAUAAGUUUUGAAGAGGAGGCAGGCGCAGAUCCACAUCUCCUCCAAGCCGUCAAGGAUGUUUCUCGGGAAAAGAAGUGCUUCCUGAAAAUCGGUGUCAUCGAAUGCAUCGAUUUUUUGGUGACUCUGGAGCACAUGAUGUUGAGAAGAAGAUACCAACAAAUUUUGGCCAUCAACGAAGUGGAUUUAUGUUUCAGCUUUCAGAAAAAAGCUCCGCUCUGGCAAAAGCAGGCAACGUACCACAAGGUGCGCAUCACGGUGCUGCUCGCAGCCAAGUUGGACGGAUCCAAAUGCCGACCGUUCGUGGUUCUUCCAAGUAAAAGGAAAUUAACUGGAAAGGAGUGGAAGCAGUUCGCGACGAUAAAAAACCAAUUCAAAUCGCGUAUCGAGCUGAAUGCGAAACCGGAGUCGUCAAUCGACUCUUCUGAUUUGAAAAGACUUCUUCCAACAUUUCUCGGAAGAAGCCAAACCACAAGAAAACUGGUCGUGUGGGAUUCACGAAGCAGCCAUGAAGAAAUGACUCGAUUCUUGAAAAGUCGGGCGGUGGAUAGCAUUUUGGUGCCAGAGAACGCAGUUGAAGUGUUGCAAGCAGCCAACAUCUACUGGAAGCCGGAAUUCAUUGCAAAUCUCCGAGAAAACUUCCAGAACUGGCGUGAGACGUCGGCAGAUCCAACCCCGGACGUCCCAGCCAAUGAUGUUUUUGCUUCUUGGAUUGCCGAUUCAUGGGAAAGAAUCCCAAAGAACAGAAUUCAAGAAUCGUUUGUUGGGACCGGGCUGAGCGGAUGGAGGGGACAACUGGAUGCAAAUAGACUCCACUGUUUCGGAGUGAAUGGAAAGCUGGACGGUCACAGAAACCUUAUGGAGAAAAGACGAUCGAUUCUUGCCACUCAUAUGGAUCUUGUUCAAGUUGAAGAUGAGGAAAGUGAGGGAGAGGAAGAUGUCGAUGAAGAAGUUGAACUAGAAGGAGUAGAGGGAAAUGCCGACGAAGAUCUUCAGGGAGAAAGACCAGAUGAAGAAGAACUCGAGGAAGAAGACGUGGAUUUGGAGUUUGACGUUUUCGAUGCAAACAUGAUUGCAGCAGCCUUCAAUAUAGAAGGAAAUGCAAGACCCGCUAUUCAAGAUGCUGAAAGAAUUGAGAGCGGAGAAGAAGAAGAAAAGGGGGAAGAUGAGGAAGAAGCAGAAGACAACCACGAAGUCCACAACGGACGACUUGACAGAAUGGAGGAUGAAGUCGAGGACAAAGAAUUGGAUGAAGAUGGAGCGGAAGAAACCGAUGAUGAGCAAGAACCAGCUGAAGAAGAUGAAGAAAAAGAAGAAAAUGAUGCAGAAGAAUCUGGUCCUGCCAACCCGAAGGCAAUGUCGUUGCGAGAACCUUCGCCGGAAAUGAUGCGGAACUCACAGUCGACGUCUUCAUCGUCGUCAAACGCGACUUCGCAGCAACCAUCUUCACCCGCACAAAUAGAAACCCAGCGGAAUCCGGAGCUUCAAAAACCAAUAAAGGCUCAUCUCAUCCUUCUAGCUCUCCGAGAGUGUGCGUCCACAAUGUCGCGACGUCUCUUCGACGAGUUCUUGAAAACACUCGAGAGACAACGCUACCUGACCGAUGUCAACAAGACGGUCCCACUUGAAAUAUUGGUAGACUCCGUGGAGUCUAUCGAGAGUCGCCUCGUCGGCAACAAGACUCCUCGUGGCGAUGAAACCAACUCCGUUUCCCUGUCCGUCGCAUUGGCUGGAUUUGAAAGCUUCUUAGCAACAUUGAAUGAAGAAGAAUUCCAACAGCACUUGGUUCGAAUCCGGGAGCUCAAGGCCAAAUUCGAAAAUCAAGAAUUCAAUGUGCUCUUCGAAAAAAUUGUCUUCUUCUUCGACCACAUCUUUGUAUCCGCCUGUCAAUGA
Messenger RNA from Caenorhabditis remanei, 3477 nucleotides. RefSeq lists its product as uncharacterized. Gene Ontology annotation, molecular function: nucleic acid binding. The transcript has 11 exons. NCBI's taxonomy places the organism in Eukaryota, Metazoa, Nematoda, Chromadorea, Rhabditida, Rhabditidae. The record is from RefSeq and is a predicted model, not a curated record. Bases 1 to 3477 code for a protein of 1158 amino acids.